CGCUUGCGUUUAUAAGGACGGCGACGGCGGGCCGGGACUCGCUGCCCUUCCACGCCGCCGGCGCGAGCAGAGAGGCGAUGACGUUUCACCGGCGGGCUGCUCAGUAUCUUGCUCCCUUUCUCUCCAACCUCAACAAUUGCAACGCCUCCUCUUCCUCCUCGAGGUUCUUCAUCUCGCGUCGUCUUUCCUUCUCGGCCGCUGCUUCCUCCGCUACGGAACAGGCUGAUGGCGCCGGCUUCAGUGCAGGGAGGAGAACGAAAAAGUCUUGGGGUCGGCAACUCUUCCAGAUCGGGUUGAUUAGCCUGACGGGUGGUUUGUUUCUCAGUGCCGUCAACGAUCUAGCCAUCUUCCAUGGGUGUAGCAGUAAGGCAAUUGAAAAGGCUAGCCAAAAUCAACAGAUAGUGGAGUUGCUUGGCUUGCCGAUUAUAAGGGGCCCGUGGUAUGACGCUUCUCUUGCAGUAGGCCGCAGAAAACAUUCAGUGUCUUCUACAUUUCCUGUUUCUGGACCUCAAGGAACUGGCAUUUUCCAGUUGAAGGCAAUCCGUCGAGGAGGUUUACCUUUUGUUCAGCAGCUUGUUUUUUUAUCGUACAUAUUUCCAUUUACUUGCAUACUUUGCUGAUUUACUCUAUGUUUAAGGUGCUUGACGUCACUUUUUCUACUGAUUCCUUAUUUAGACACAAGUUUUCGUGCAUGACGUUUUGUAGUAGGAUUUUCUUACAAGAACUUUUCUUUCAAUGAGAACCAAGGGAGGAUAUCCACACGAUGCUUUUGUUUGGUGCUCUAGAUAAAAUUUUAUACCUUCCAUGAAAUUAGGAAAAUGAAACCUGCUAUUAAUAUCUCAGUCCUCACUUUAAUUAAAAUUCAAUCGACUAUCAGCCAUCCCAUAUGGCAAUAAGCAUUCAAAAGUUUCCAUUCUUUGCAUUCUCUUCUAGAGGUCAAAUCACCAAGAACAUCCACCUAACACUAUAAGAGGAACUUAUUGAUUCUCUAAGUUAAUUUUUAUAUUCCCUCUUCUGGAUGGCAAUAGAACAUUUUCAAUCGAUAUCCUUCCGUUGUCAAUGGUUUUGAAUUCUUGCAAAUUUGCUUUAUCGUCGAUUUCUUGGGUCCAACUACUGAACACUUCAAACUUGGUUUCAUUUCCAUUAGACAGUUUGUUUUUUAUUUCUACUUUUUUAUUUUGUUUGUUCUCUUUGUGGCCAGUCAUUGUUA
Zingiber officinale is the source of this 1210-nucleotide messenger RNA. RefSeq lists its product as uncharacterized. NCBI's taxonomy places the organism in Eukaryota, Viridiplantae, Streptophyta, Magnoliopsida, Zingiberales, Zingiberaceae. The coding region runs from base 78 to 620 and encodes 180 amino acids. The record is from RefSeq and is a predicted model, not a curated record. The transcript is spliced from 3 exons.